UUUGAUGAUGGGCAGCUCUUCAUUGAUGGAGGAGCCUCUGUAAGGAAUUUAUGUCAUUCACACACUUCUUUUCUAACCCAAAAGCCCACGUGUCUCUGUCUCUCUAACUCUUUUCUCCUUUCCUUAUAUCAAGGUAAAAGAAAAGAUUUACCUCCAUUUAUGAGUAAUAGCAAGAAAGGCAAGGAGGAGAAAAGGAAGUUGCUCGUUAUGGAUUGUUUUGGUAGCAAGAAACAAAGCAGUAACCAAUGUAAGAAAGAUCUUAUAGCGUUGGCAGAGAAGGUAAGGCUUCUCCAAGAGGAAAUCAAAGCUAUAAUGUGUGAAAGAGAGAAAGAGGGCAGAGCUUACGAGAGAGACAUGCUAAUUUAUGCAUUUAAGGAAGCCGAGUGGAAGCAAGAGAAGAAGAGGCUUAAAGAGGAAGUGAAGAGGUUGAGAAAGAUGCUGGAAGAGAAGGAAGAGAGGAUUAAAGAAAUGGAAGGUGAGUUAGUGGGGGAGAAAAAUGAGAAAAACUGGCCAUUUUCAGGCAUGAAUUCUAGCUUCUUGGUGGAGCAAAUGAGGGAGGAGAGAGUGUGGAGAGAUGAGGCUGUGGAUAAGUGGAAGAAGCUGUAUCUUGCUAUCAAGACUGAGCUUGAUGAUCUCAUUCAGAGGACUCAUCGUGGGGAUGGACUGUAUUGGAAAGCGGAGGAAGAGGACAUGAUUGAAGAAGUAAAGAUGGAAGUGAAGGCCAAGGAGGAAAUCAUUGAAGAGCUGAAAGCAAGAUUAGCUUUAGUGGAGCGUGAAGAGUACAAGAGGGCGAGAGAGGUUGAUAUACUGAGGCAGAGUUUGAGAAUCGUGAGCAGUAAAAAUGCUCCAAGCUUUGAUCACAGCAAACCCAAGUUGACACUUGUGAAACAGGCUAGAAAAGCAUAACAUUUUUAGCGGAGUUCUACUUCUGGUAGAUUGUAUGGCUUUUAAAGUUCAAUGCAACAACUCCAACUUUGCAUUGCUAUAAUUGCUUGCCAGUCAAAUGCAACAAACUUUAGGAAAUACUGUCUGGAUUAAUAAAUAUGAGAUAGUAGAAAAAACAAGAAAAUGUGGGACACCAGGAGAGAUGUAUAGAGCCAGGUUAAAAUUUCUGUUCUCCA
Molecule: messenger RNA, 1121 nt
Organism: Hevea brasiliensis (rubber tree)
Lineage: Eukaryota; Viridiplantae; Streptophyta; Magnoliopsida; Malpighiales; Euphorbiaceae
Exons: 2
Coding region: 160-906 (248 amino acids)
Source: RefSeq, a predicted model, not a curated record